This is a messenger RNA of Acaulospora morrowiae, 761 nucleotides long. Lineage: Eukaryota; Fungi; Glomeromycota; Glomeromycetes; Diversisporales; Acaulosporaceae. The record is from the annotation of a GenBank genome assembly.
AUGCCUGCAAAUAGUAUGAAUGAGGAAGAACGUAGAUUGCUACUUAGUAAUCUCGCCUCAGAGUUUAAAAAACCCUUUACAGGUCCAGGUUUCUCUUAUCUAAAGGGUCGCAUGGAAGAACAAACAGAGAAAUUACCUUGGGACUAUGAAAGUACGGUUAGGACUUUGUUACCUGAAUGUAAUAGUCUCUUGGAUAUGGGAGUUGGUGGGGGUGAAUUCCUUGCUUCAUUAAUCCCACUUCCUAAGGAUACUUGCGCGACUGAAGGAUGGGCUCCCAAUGUCGAUAUUGCAAGGAAACGAUUAAGGCCUUUAGGAGUAACCGUUACAGCCAUUACCGAUAACGAUGUUCGACUUCCUCUGGAUGAUAAUAGAUUUGAUUUAAUAAUUAAUCGCCACGAACCUUACAUCGCCUAUGAAAUCAAUCGACUCCUUAGUCAAGGUGGUUUAUUUAUAACGCAGCAGAUUGGUGAAAAGGAUAACGCGGAAUUAAAUAGACUCUUGGGUGCACCAGAACACCCUGGAUACCGUGAAUGGCAUUGCGAACAGGCCUGUAACGAAUUGACCGCCGCUGGAUUAACUAUACUAGAAAAGAUGGAAGCGUUAAUAGAGACAAAAUUUUAUGAUGUUGGAGCAAUCGUUUAUUAUCUGAAAGCAAAUCCAUGGCAGAUUGAAGAUUUUUCAGUGGAAAAAUAUGCGGAUCAACUCGUUAACAUACACCAUUUAAUUCAAAGAGACGGAUAUCUUCUAGUCAAAAGUCAUCG